This is a messenger RNA of Monopterus albus (swamp eel), 3237 nucleotides long. RefSeq names its product Ro60, Y RNA binding protein (gene ro60). Gene Ontology annotation, cellular component: ribonucleoprotein complex. The coding region runs from base 131 to 1777 and encodes 548 amino acids. The transcript is spliced from 9 exons. The record is from RefSeq and is a predicted model, not a curated record. Gene Ontology annotation, molecular function: RNA binding. NCBI's taxonomy places the organism in Eukaryota, Metazoa, Chordata, Actinopteri, Synbranchiformes, Synbranchidae.
CCAGAUGAGUUGCAUCAAGCCGCGUAGCCAGCUUUCCGGUGUUCGUGUGGUAGGAUAAAGCUCCGAUGAGGGUCUUUAUAGUUUGUGUCUAGAGGAGACCGGCUGGUUUACACAAUACAUCUACAGCUCGAUGGACUUGUUUGGUGUUACUAUGGAGCUGUCAGGAAAUACUGUGAUAUGUUCAUCAAGCAACCACACCCUGAACUCAAAAGGUGGUGGCUGUCCGUGGGAGGUCAGCGACAAGGCCAGACUGUGCCGCUUCCUAUGCUAUGGCUCAGAGGGAGAUGUAUACACUGCCAGAGAGGAGGGUCGGGUCAGCAUGGAGGGCGCCGGAGCCCUGCUGUCUCUGCUGCAGGAGGGACGAGGCACUGAGGUGGUGGAGGAGAUAAAACGCUUCACUCAGGAUGAGCGAGCUGUCAGACUCAGUCCCUGCUUUUUUGCCUUGGCUUUGUGCUCUCAGCACUCGGAGCUGAAGACCAGGCAGGCAGCAUUCAAGGCCUUUAAGGAAGUUUGUCGGGACCCUGCUCAUCUGUUUUCUGUCAUCCAGUACAAGAAGGAAUUGAAAGAGAGCAUGAAAUGUGGGAUCUGGGGACGCUCUCUGAGGAAAGCUGUGUCUGACUGGUACAAUGAGCAAGAUGCUAUGAGUUUGGCUGUGGCUGUGACCAAAUGCAAGCAGAGAGAAGGAUGGUCGCACCAGGAUCUGCUCAGGCUCUCUCACACCAAACCAACUAAUGAAGCAAUUGCUGUGAUCAGCAAAUAUGUAACAAAAGGAUGGAAGGAAGUCCAGGCUGCCUAUGCAGACAAAGAGAACUCAGAAGAAGUUGUCAAGGUGCUUUUGUAUCUUGAAGUGGUGGAGAAGGUCAAGCACAGUUGUGAUGAAACGGUGGUCAUCAAUUUAAUAGAGGAACACAAGCUGGAGAGGGCACAGCUGCUAACAGAUCAUCUUAAGUCAAAACAGGUAUGGAGAGCUCUACUGAAGGAAAUGCCUCUCCAGUCAGUGCUGGGGAUCUUGGGUAAAAUGACAUCAAACAAAAUUCUUGAACCAGGAAGCUCAGAAACACGAGCGGUAUGUGAGAGAAUCCAGAGUGAGACGGCACUAAAGAAGGCAAAGAUCCACCCAUUCAGCAUACUCCUGGCUUCAGAGAACUACAAAAGAGGCCAAGGCUAUCAGGGUAAAACAAAAUGGGAACCAGACAGCAGCAUCCUCAAGGCAAUGGACUUUGCUUUUUACAAGAGUUUUGUGAAUGUGGAGCCUGUAGAUAAACGCUUCGUAGUGGCAGUAGACGUGAGCACAUCGUUGAGCAGCGUUGUCCCGGGGACGUCAGUCAGCACCGCCGUCGCUGCUGCAGCCAUUACCAUGAUAUAUGCAAGGACAGAGCCAGACACACAUGUGUUAGCCUACUCUGAAGGAGCUUUGAUUCCAUGCUCAGUUUCUCCUGAUAUGACUCUUGCACAAACAACAGCUGAACUGGUUAAGAUCCCUGCUGGGAGCACAGACUGCACCCUUCCCGUCACAUGGGCAACAGAGAAUGGAAAAGCUGUAGAUGUGUUCAUCGUUCUGACCAACAAUCCGGUGUGGACAUGCACCAUCAGCCCGGUGCAGUCUCUAAAGAAGCACAGACAAAUGUCAGGAGCUAAUUCCAAGUUACUGAUGUGUGGGCUGACUUCCAUUGGACAUGCCAUUGCAGACACAGAAGACAGAGGUUUACUAAGCAUCUGUGGUUUUGAUCUUGGAGCUUUAUGCGUCAUUCGUAACAUAGCCCAGGAUCUGAUCUGAUAACGUGUUGAAACUGUCUCCGUAUCAUGUGGUAAGAGUACAGAAGUAAGGUUGAAAUGGAGGGCACCCUCACUUAGUACAUAGGGUGUCUUAAAACAGCACUAAUCCAAAACAUGCUGACAUUUACAAUUCCAGUUUCUCUUUUUGUAUUGUUUUGCUUAAAAGUCAGUUGACAAAGUGUCCAGCGGGCUGGACAACACUCUGGAAAUGUUAUGCAUAUAUUUUUCUGAAUUUUAAGCAGGAGUGAAAAGACAUGAUGUGUCUUCAUGCUAUUAGAGUGUUACAGUACAAACAGCAUUUUGUAUGGUGGGCAUUAACCCAUUCAACAAAAAGUUCAUUUUUAGGAAGAUGUUAGCAGACUAAAUAGGAACAGUGCAAGAGUCAGAAUGUUCAAAAGUUGAGUGCAGCUGUAGGUUUAUUUUAAGGGGAUCUAGUGUAGUUUCUAGUCUGUCGAUGGUAAGAUUUAACAAGUUUGAUGUGGUGGUAGAGGUAUUUUAAAUUUGAAAGCUUGUCCCUUUAUUUUAUGUAGCAUUAUUGUAAAAUAUUAAUAGAUAUAAAAUAGUUUCACAGUCAACAGAAAACCUUUAUAUUUUCAUGACGUUUCUGUUAAAAUCUUAGAUUUACUUGGUCAGAAGAUAUUUUUUAAUAAUAUUGUCUAGAAUUCCGUUCACACUUUUGCCUGUAGCUCAGCUGCAAUGUUUUGUAUUAUGUUUUCCCAUUUGCCAAUUUUAUUUUAAAUGGGUUUCUGUUCCCUUGGUGCUCUCCAAUAUGAUAUGAUUUGAGUUAUGGUUUUUUGUGUGGUCCUUUUGUGAAAUAAUAAUGGCAAUGUUUGGGCUGUAAGUCAGUUUACUGUAAGUUGGUAAGUUGGAGAAAUGGACUUGCUCUCAUAUUUUAGUCUGAAUUCUAUGCAUCACCAUUGGGAUUUUACAGUUUUAUGUCCAGGAUGGACAUAUCAUAGCUAUUUAACAAGUGUUUACUAAGACUGAAUCUGCUAGCACAGAACUGUUUUUGUAUUUUUGAAGUAAGAAUGUUCGGUAUGCAAAAAUGAACAGAUAAUUGCUGCCUUCCAGAUUUAAAUUAAAUGAAUGUACUUUUGUAACCAUGUAACAGUAGACAUUUAAAGUGCAAUGCUUUAUACAUCUUUAGAUGGAAUAAACACACUGCUUACAGUUUAUUAUUAGGGGCCAACUCAUUAUGGGGAAAUGUAAGAAAAUGACUAUAGUGGUGCUUCUUGUUUUAAUCAACAAUAAUUGCUGUAAUUACUGAAAAUAUUCACUGAACCUGGCACUGAUCAUUGAUUCAUGUGUAAUUUGUGAUUUAUGAAGGGGGGGAAACCUUCAGACCAUGUUACUGUGAAAGAUUUUGUUCCACAUGCUGUCCUUUUCAAUGUUAAGACAAUGUUCACUGUCUUUUGGCCAAUGGUCAAAAUACUAUAAAGCUAAAAUAUUUGUGCAAUGUGA